Molecule: messenger RNA, 3636 nt
Organism: Pseudo-nitzschia multistriata
Lineage: Eukaryota; Bacillariophyta; Bacillariophyceae; Bacillariales; Bacillariaceae
Source: the annotation of a GenBank genome assembly
UGUUAACACGACACCAGGAAACAAUCAAGAACAGCAAACUGCAGGCAUCACUCCCGUAACUUAUUUUCACAGAGCAAACGAUAGACUUUUGCCAAAAUACCCAGGAGAACCAUACUAGCUACUUUUGGAAAAACGAAACAAAACGAUAGGAGUUCUUGGUGGAACCCGUUCCGUUCCUAGCAAAUCUCCUAUUCAGUCAUUAAAUCCAUGGCAGCAUAGCGAACAUGAGUGCCUCAACCACAUUUCCGGUCGCUGACAAUGCAAACAACAACAACCACAGAAACAAUAAUAAUGUCAGUGGCCGUCCGUCUCCCCCCCCGGCGAGUCUCGAACGAAAAUUCGAGUUGCUGGAACGACGCUUUACGCAACCGAUAGGUAUCCUCCACCAGAGCAAUAGCAACUCGGUGUCCCCCCAUCCCAGCAACGAACAUUCACAUUCGCACUCGAAUCUCUCCGAGCACUCUUUUAGCUUUCGGAGCAGCAACCAGUCGAGUUCUCAGUAUAAUUUGCAGCAACCCACCAUGACGAUAAGGUCCAAACGAAACAGUAGCAACAGCCUCCGGCAGAUGACCUCCCUGGACAUUGUCAAUCGUGCCGCAGCGGAGCACAUGAGAAAGGUGGCCUCGUCCUCCCCCCUCAACGGGCUUCCGGGAAGAACCACAAUGGCAGGGACCUCGGCAACAACUACCACCACGACGGGAUUCGCCACCAGCAACUCGUCGUGCUCGAGUCACGAUACGAACAGCCAGCAAACCGUGGUAGCAGGGAAUCGCACGCAACAGACGCAACAGACGCAACAAACGCAACCUAGUGCAGCCAAACCCGAACCAGCCAACGGUUCGGUAUCGUCGCCCCCAGAUCGGCGGGUGGUGGAGGAAUCCCCCCCGGUCCGGAACCUCGUUAGCCCAGCCAGGAAUGCGGGAAACCCCGGGGUGCCCUCGGCUCCACAAAAGCCAAAUGUGGCCCGUGCCCUGCCGAUCGGUGUCACGAGUGCAAGCACUGCCACAACCGCAGCCACGAGCGGCCUUCCGAUUCAACUGGAACAGCAAUCGUCCACUAUUGGCAGCGCUUCGGUACGUUUUUUUUAAAUUUGCUUUGCUUGUUUCUUUUUGGUUUUUGGAUUUCUUCCCUAAUUCGUUUUUGUCUAUCUCUCUGCCUCGCUGUAUCGUAUUCCUUGCUUACUCUCGAUUGGAACCAUACGUUUUCUGACCAUUGGGAAUCAAAAUUACCGAAUGUACUCGAAUCAAAUAUCACUACAGCAGAAACGAAAAUCAGUUCCAAAGCGCAAGAUUUCCUCCAUCAACGACGCGAUCGGGAACAGCCCAAUCCCGUCUAUUGGCCAAGGUGCAACCACCCGCUCUAGGUCUCCACACAAACAAAGGGCGAACUACCCAACAAACACUUCUAAUACAAAUACCACUACUGCUUCGAACGCAUUCGUCUCGGAGCACUCCCGCGAUCGAUCCAACAAUUCCAACCCGGCGAGUAGCUACAACAAAAAGCCUAGGCUUCUUCUCCCCCCCGCUAACAACAAGCGGAUCCACGAUUUUUUCUCGUCCAGCAAAAAGAAACAGCCCAGUAGUAAUGCUACAGCCUCCCACCAAGCAAGUAACAACAAUGCAACUAAUAACAUUGCCAACGGUAGUGGUGUAAUUUCCUUCCCUUCCCAAAUCCCCCCACGGACGGUUCCACCAAACUCUGCUGCUGCGGGAUCGUCGGCCUUGAAUAAAAGUAGCAACACUCCUCGCAACGAUGCAUCGGCUUCCAUCCACUCGGAUCCACGGAAUACCGCCCUCCCAAACAGGGCAGGCGAUGUCGGGAAGCAUCCAUCAUCUGUUUCGACGUCGACCUCCACUUCCGAGAACUUCUCGGCACUGCUUGCCACUGCCAACGCCUCCCGGGAGCAGUGGCGGGCCAGGUGCGCAGGCCUCCAGCAGAAGCUCCAGGACAAGGAUCAGCAACUCAAGGCCGUGACAGGAAACAAAACGAUACUCCACACGGCUCUUCAGCAAGCUCUGACAAAGACGCGGACCGAGCUGGCCUCGCUGAAGGAAUCCAAGGCCGCCUAUGACCAAAAGGCACGCUCGGUCCUCGCGGAGGCCCUCCGAUGGAAGUUCCAGAAAGAGGCCAAGGAACUCCGGGCUUCCCUGGCCGCGGAUGGGAACCGUUUGGGAAGGAUCGUGUCGACACGGGCGGGGAUGCGCGUCAUCGACUCGUGGGAGGAGGGCUGCGCAUCCAAGGACUGGCAGCUCGGGAAGGAGAAAUGGAAGCAGAAGCGUACGGUUCUGCUAGAAAAACAGGCGACCCUACAGAAGCGGCUGAGGUCUAGGGGUCAUCCAAAUCACAACGAAAACAACGACACCAAUAACAAUGGUGAUCCAGCGCAAAACAACAAAAACAACGACAAUUUCAUCGACAAUGCACCCAUGUCCCAGCUCGACGUCCAGGAGGCCCAAGAAUCCAUCCAGAUGCACCUGGAAGCUCUUCUGCAAGAGGAAAAGGAGCUCCUAUCGGAAGAGCAGGCCCUAAACGACGAAAAAGGUGCCCACAUCCGGGCCCUCAAACGGGUGGCCAGUGAAGAUGCCUCCCGCUUCAAGAACCGUGGCAAGCUCCACGAUCGGUACGUCCUGGAUUGCUUGCUCGGAAAGGGGGGCUUUUCCGAGGUCUGGAAGGGAUACGACCUGCUGGAGCUCCGGGAGGUGGCCGUGAAGAUCCAUCAGCUGGACCCUAGGUGGCCCGAUACAAAGAAAGAGAACUAUACCAAGCACGUCUCUAGGGAAUACGAGAUCCACCGGAACGUUCGGCAUCCACGAAUCGUCAGCCUGUACGACGUCUUUGAGAUCGACAACAACUCUUUCGCGACUGUUCUGGAAUACUGCAAGGGAACCGACCUCGACACACUGCUGAAACGGAAAAAGCGCCUCCCGGAGCGGCAGGCUCGGGCAAUUCUCUUGCAGAUUCUGACGGGGAUGCAAUACCUCAGCCAGCCGUCCUCCGACGGAUCCCGACAGGGGAUCAUCCAUUACGACCUCAAGCCCGGAAACAUCCUCUUUGACGAGUUUGGAGACGCCAAGAUCACCGAUUUCGGCCUCAGCAAGAUCGUCGACGCGCCCGAUCCGGCCGAAUCGAUGGAGCUGACCAGCCAGGGCGCGGGGACCUACUGGUAUCUCCCCCCCGAGUGCUUUGUGACGGGUGAGCAGGUCCGGAUUAGCAACAAGGUCGAUGUGUGGUCGAUUGGGGUCAUAUUUUACCAGAUGCUCUACGGCCAGCGACCUUUUGGAGAGGGCAAGUCCCAGGAUAAGCUCCUGGCCGAUCACACGAUGCUGAACGCCCAGGAGGUCCACCUUCCGGACAAGCCGUCUAUUUCUGAUGCAGGAAAGGAAUUCGUAAAGCAGUGCCUUACAUACGAUCAGGCCUUUCGGCCGACGAUUGCCCAGCUCUGCGAAACCCCAUACGUCCUGCAGAAGGGUGUCUGAUCAUCGGUGGCAGCUAUACACGCCGAAAAACCCAUGGAACCGAACGAAGCAGAACAGCACCACGCGAUGGCAAAACCACAAACGCGAAUGACUUAGACAGCAACAAAUGCUGCCUCCAAGUAAUGCAAAUUAAUAUUUAGAAUAAUAAAUGAAUAUACAG